CGCUCCACCCGCCCGCCCGCCCGCCCGCGAGGAGGCGGGCUCCGGAGGUCGAAGCUGUCAUCAGACUUCGACUCCUCAAAGGCUCGCGGGACGCUUCGCAGGGCCCGACCCAGCAGGCCGGUCCCGCGGAGAACCGAGCCGCCCGCCCCCGGCGCCGGGGUCUCCGAGAGUCGCGUGCGUUUCCCCGCCGCCCUCCGCCGUCGUCCCCGCCAUGGCUGCACGCUGGUUCCGCGGCUCCCUACGCCGGUGGGGCUGCCGCUGCGCCCUGCCCUCGCGGCCGGCCGCGAGAUAUUCUCAUUCUGGAGGAGAAGAACGUCUAGAAACUCCUUCUGCUAAAAAAUUAACAGAUAUAGGAACUAGAAGAAUCUUUUCUUCAGAACAUGACAUUUUCCGGAAAAGUGUAAGGAAGUUUUUUCAAGAAGAAGUGAUUCCUUACCACGCAGAAUGGGAGAAAGCUGGAGAAGUGAGUAGGGAGCUUUGGGAAAAAGCCGGAAAACAAGGACUGCUCGGUAUCAAUAUUGCAGAGCGUCAUGGUGGUGUUGGUGGGGACCUUUAUUCAGCAGCUGUUGUUUGGGAGGAACAAGCGUAUUCGAAUUGCACAGGCCCAGGUUUUACUCUUCAUUCAGAUAUUAUCAUGCCCUAUAUUGUAAACUAUGGCUCAGAAGAACAGAUUAAACGGUUCAUCCCGCAGAUGACCAGUGGGAAAUGUAUUGGUGCCUUAGCAAUGACAGAGCCUGGGGCGGGAAGUGAUUUGCAAGGAAUAAGAACAAAUGCCAAAAAGGAUGGAAGUGACUGGAUCCUCAAUGGAAGCAAGGUAUUCAUCUCCAAUGGGUGGCUGAGUGACAUUGUGAUUGUAGUGGCAGUCACCAAUCGUGAGGCUCUCUCUCCUGCCCAUGGCAUUAGCCUUUUUCUGGUGGAAAAUGGAAUGAAAGGAUUUAUCAAGGGAAAAAAGCUACAAAAAAUGGGACAAAAAGCCCAGGAUACUGCAGAAUUAUUCUUUGAAGAUGUCCGGUUGCCAGCUAGUGCCCUAAUUGGAGAAGAGAAUAAAGGCUUCUAUUACCUCAUGAAAGAGCUUCCAAUGGAAAGGCUAGUGAUUGCUGACUUAGCAGUUUCAGCCUGUGAAUUCAUGUUUGAAGAAACCAGGACUUACGUUAAAGAAAGAAAAAUUUUUGGGAAAACAGUUGCACAAAUGCAGACAGUACAACAUAAGCUAGCAGAAUUAAAAACACAAAUUUGUGUAACCAGAGCUUUUGUGGACAGCUGUCUCCAGCUGCAUGAAAAGAAACGUCUGGAUUCUGCCUCUGCCUCCAUGGCGAAAUAUUGGGCAUCUGAGUUACAAAACCAUGUGGCUUAUGACUGUGUCCAGCUCCAUGGAGGUUGGGGAUACAUGUGGGAGUACCCAAUUGCAAAAGCCUAUGUGGAUGCCCGAGUUCAGACAAUCUAUGGUGGUACCAACGAGAUAAUGAAGGAGCUGAUUGCAAGAGAUAUCAUCCAUGACAAGUAGAUGUCUGCCCACAUCCUGGAAUCCUAUUACAAAUAAUCUGGUUUUAAAUCUACUCAAGAUGAAAUGCAACCUGGCAAGGGAGGAAAUGCUAAACAUGUUUUUAUAUGCUCUCUCUAUAGGAAGAGAAAUCAAAUAUGAAAUUAAUACAGUAGUAGGAAAAACUUUGAAUUCGAAGAUUCUGAAAUUCUCCAGCAUAAGGUUUAACUUUUCAUUUUUUACAUAGCUAAAAGGCAACCAUCUUCUGACUCUAGAAACCUUGGUUUUUGGUUCUCCCUGAAAUUCUAAAAAAGCAUAAUUGCUUUCAAAUUGGGGGAUCAAGAGUUAUGUUACUAUUACUGUUUAUAGUAACAUUAAUAAUAGUUACAGCACAUUGACUUGAAAGGGAAGGAUAAAUAUACAGUGUAAAUGCUUUCUACCACCCUAUCCUAACUAACCCUGUUUUUAAGCAGUGGCAUCAUUUCUUCAAACAAAAGCUUCUGCAGGGUCCCUGAUGAAUGAAGUACUAGUAGCCUUUGUAGAAGCAGUAUCUUUCUGCCUUGCUGCCUUGGAACUGCUAGGACUCAAGCUGAGCAUUUGCCCAGCCCCACCCAACUAGAGAAUGUGGUCACUUCUCCCAUUUACCACCUGGGAUUUCAGCAGAUUUCAUCCCAGUUUCAUUUAUAGGCAAACACAAACCAACUCGUCAUCCUUUAGUUUCAAUAUAUUGCUAUACUUUAUAGGUAUCGAAACAGUGACUUU
Messenger RNA from Mustela erminea (ermine), 2242 nucleotides. It is a transcript of the gene ACADL, whose product is annotated as acyl-CoA dehydrogenase long chain. Gene Ontology annotation, biological process: long-chain fatty acid catabolic process; fatty acid beta-oxidation using acyl-CoA dehydrogenase; carnitine metabolic process, CoA-linked. Gene Ontology annotation, molecular function: flavin adenine dinucleotide binding; long-chain fatty acyl-CoA dehydrogenase activity. NCBI's taxonomy places the organism in Eukaryota, Metazoa, Chordata, Mammalia, Carnivora, Mustelidae. The coding region runs from base 212 to 1504 and encodes 430 amino acids. The record is from RefSeq and is a predicted model, not a curated record. The transcript has 11 exons. Gene Ontology annotation, cellular component: mitochondrion.